CCAGAGUUUGACUGACAAUGAAUAAAUUUAUACUAGAGACCACUGCAAAUGUUUUGGAAGAAAGAGAGUGAAGUUGGUCUUUAAAUACAAUGAAUAAUACACAUUUCCUUUGAACAUAACAUAUAACUAUGAAUAUUACUAAUAACAUUUGAGAAACUACCUUAGUGGAACUAGUUAACAUAACUUGAUUAGGUAAUUUAAACAUGUGAUUCCUGUGCAAACAAACAUUUGGAUGCAAGUCUAACUGUAGCUUUUUACAUAGUUUAGACUGAGCUUUUAGCAUGUCAAUGCUAACAAAUAGAGAACAUUUAAGAAGGGCUAAUUGGUAGCACAUUUAUGAAUAAAAAAAUGCUUUGAAAUAAAUGUAAGAAAAAAAAUACUUCGCGUCUGGUGUGUUGAUACCUCAUUGAAAGUUUGCUAACAGAUAACCAUUCAAACAUAUUAUCUAUUUAACAUGAAGCAUAUUUUGAGAGCACGCUGCAGCCUGGUCCUACCAGAAAGCUAUUAAGCUUUAAUCCCACUUGUUGGAAACUCUAUCUAAUAUCUACUUUGCCUACAAGCCCAGUGGACCACUCGCUUGUCCUCUGCCUGUAGGGGCAAUAAUUUUGCUGAUGAUGACUUGAGACUGGCAUUUAUGUUGUUGUGAAGUCAAGAGACAGAGAUUUUGACAAACGUGGAACAUGGGAAAAAAAAUCAUUAUAGAUGACAGCACAAGAAUAUUUGAGGCUUGACAUGUGCUACGUAAUUUAUAUUCAGUUCUCAAAUGUCUUAUGAUUGUCAAGAAAUUGCACUGCAUUGAUGUUUUGUGCAGAACUAGUACAUCUCAGAGCCUUGAUGCAACUUUUCUUAAUGCUUGGGAAAAUAUUAAUUUUUGAACAGAGAAAUAUGUUUGAAAUUAAUGAUAUUGCACAUGGAAAAUGUGUCUGUGUGAAAAUGAAAUAAAGGCUAUAAAAAAAUUGCACCUGCAAUUGAAAAGAGCCAGGUGGUUUGAGAAGAGGCGUUCCAGAUACACCGGAGAGUUAAUUGAAGGUGUGGUUUACUAAUGUAGUCAAUGCAUUUGUAGUGCUCUCUAGUGUACAUCAAUGCCUGGUGAAUCAUUAACCCUCCCACUGUCCUAAUGGGUGUGACCCCGCAAGGAAAGUUGACUAUUGAGCAGGGUUGAUGGUUUAUCCCUUGGGACCAUGUGGCAGGGGUGAGGAGUGAGCACCACUUCACCCCUGCCAAGUGGACCUCAAGGGAUAAACCAUCAAUCCUGCUUUAUGGUCAACUUUCCUCACGGUGUCACCCAUAAAGACAGUGGGAGGGUUGAAAAAUAGAAAAGCUUUGAUGCUCCUGUUGUGAGAUGCAGAAUUUAUCUGGCAGAUGGGCUAGAAACAGCAGGACUGUUCAUUAUUAUUAAUGAUAUGCACACACCGCGCUUAUGAUUGGCUAACAGAACACGUCCAUUCAUGUUGCAAAGCCACUAUCACAAAGACAAUCUCUGAUCGCUCUCCUCGCUUCAAAAACAUUUUAAAAAGCCUUCCUGUGGAUGGGCACAAGCCAAGAUGGGUGGGACCCUGAAUGCAUUUUAACAUUGUGACAUAGAUAUGUGAUGAUUUUCAAAUCCUAUCGUUUCACCAUCUAAUAUCAGAAGCUAAUAUAGGAGAUAGAUGUAGGAGACUGUUUUCAUGUUCAGCUUGCAUGAAACACUCAGAGUGACCGAUUAUAAUCAGAAAUAAUAAUUUAAAAAUGUGUUUUCAGUCAACCACACCUUUAAAAUUCAAUUUCUACGAAAAUGUUGUUGCUCAAUCCCAAACAUGUGCGUCCUUGUACAAGCAGAAAUGUUCUCACUUGUGGUGUAAAAAGAAUGGAGUGUACCAAAGGAAGUGGUGGAUAAAAGAAUGCAAAAUAGGCUGCAAGGCAAGACAAAAGUAUCUGUUAUCCCUUUUAGUUUUAUCAGUAAUAAUAUGUCAGCACUCUGGCAUGGCUGUAAAUGGCUGUAGACAGGGAGAACAACUCAGACAGAAGCAACCCAAAGCAACAAUGUCCGUGCAACACUGAUGAGAGCAGGCUGCUGGUGCCAGUGCGUUACUGGCUCAUUGAGUGCUUGUUCUAACCAACCCAACCUGGAACGGAGUGGCACAGAGGCCUCUGCUUCCCCAAGUGCUGUUCAAUGUCUUUCAACAUAAAUAUCAAUCCUAUUAUUUACACUUUAGUCAAGUUGGCUGGUAUGGAUGGGUAUUUAUCUGCACUUAUUGUGUUUUGGAUCCAUCUGUUGCAAUAUGCACUACACACUUGGCCCUUUACCCCCAACAAUGGUUCGUCGUGCUUGCAUUGCUGCGGAGAAAGCACGGUAAUUGUCCUAAGCUGAAACAGCCUCUCAUAAAGAUAGGUUUUAAAUGACAUCUCUGCGCAAACACACACACCUAAAUGAACAAAUGAGACAACCUUUGACCAUUUCACUAGUACUAGUACAACAGAGUGCUUGAUUCUUCUUAUGCACCCACACACACAAACACACCCCACAUAAAUGCUCUCAUUGUAGCCUGAGGCAGCGAGUAGCUACAGCAUAUUAAUAUCCCAAGUGUUCCUUAGUAUUUUCUGACUAAUAGAGAUAAAAUUUGGAAAAGGAACUCAAGGGUGUGUUUGUCCAGAUGCAUGAAGACACACGUUCUAUGAUUAACAUAGGGCUCUUGAUCAGAAAAUUCAAAAGCUCCCUUUUAUUGCACUAGAUGUUUGAAUUAUAUUAUAUUUAUCGUGGCAGAUGUGUCUAGGAAAUGGCUGCAAAUUGAAUGGAAUAAGUCGUGUUUCCAGUAUAGGAGUUCCGGGAAAUUUCUGGGAGGGGGAAAACAACCAUGAGAAAUGAUGGCUAGAUCCUUUCAGCUGCUGUGUCUCCACACAAAUUCAGCCUUUUUACGACUCUGCUAAGACGUCAGCUUAUCACGACUGCUUCUGCAGUGCAUGAUGUCACUGAUCAGCGCCAACAGGCAUCUCCAGACAACAAUAACAUUAAAAGUUUUAUUUUUUCACAGUAUGGUGUAGCUUAACCGAGUCAGAGUAUAGUGGCUGUGCGACAUAAAAUGUGGCGUUCAAUGACCAGAAGAAACUAUGUAGUCCACAAAGCGGCCUUUCUUUUGGCGUUCAGCAGUGAUGGUUUCAAAGCUGGGUGAACCGCGUUUAUUUUCUUUUACUUUCCUUUCAUUUUGCUUCACAAGCAACUCUUCCAAUUGUACAAAUGCCUGUUGUUUGAUUUGGGUGACGUCUGCCCAUGUCAUUCCCUACUGAGCUACAACCAAUCAGCAUGAGGUAACCAAAAGUUUUACUCAGCGACUCUACUGGGCCAUUCCGAGUAACUACCCCGCAGCUCAGAUACUCCGGUGGUUCCUGAAAAUGGCCCAGAAAAUGGUCCUUCCAGCUGACAGUGAAACAGAGACACGUGCAUGCCCCAAAGUUCCAAUUACCCUGACGGUCCGGGCCUAUUGGUUUGAUUAUUAGCUUGCCCGGGAAAGCUAAUGGAUUUGCUGCUCAUUCGCUAGCCGAAUCAUGCCUAGUGUGUGUGUGUGUGUUCAGGGUAAGGGUGUAAAUCACUAGUUUGAUCACAAGACAUUGUUAUAUCAAUACAGAGGAUUGCAAUUUGAUGCUUCCUGAUAUCUCAAAUUCAGUCACAAUACCAUUUCCAUUUGAUUUGAUUUAGAAUCCACUGAACCGGUUUUAAUGGUUUUACGAGUAAUUGAUCACAAUCAUCUCCCAGGGGAGAGACGAUUUCUUCGCUGGCUGUUUUCUCACUGCUCGCUACCUUCAUUUGACAUGUUUAGUGCAGGAACAGGUAAAAAAAACGACAUGUAAGCAGAACUUCAAAAUAAAGCAGUUUUCAAAAUAAAAGUGUGUUUGAUUAAUUUUUAUUGUAUUAAUAUUAUUAUUAUUAUUAUUAUUUGUAUUUUGAACCUUAUAAUCGAUGUAUCAAUGUAGAUCAAUAUGUUGUUACACUCCAUGGAGCUGCCAGGGUCACCGCCUCUUUCAGUUGAAAUCACUCAAAAAAAUCUGGGUUCUGUUCUUGAAAGCAGAAAAAUGUUUGUUAGCUGGAUGCAUGAGUGAUGGCGACAUGAGAAAGAGACCGGCACAUGUUUGUCAUCUUGUUUUUUUUUUUUCUCUUUUCCAUCAACAGCAGGACAUGUCAGCUUUUGUAAACUUAGCAGACGGGUUUCUCGCGCUUUUUUGUUUUUUUGUUUUAGUCAAAGAUUAGAGAAGCAGACUUUCUGAUAGUUUCAGGUCAAGUAAAUGUAAAACUCAGUGGAAUGUGUGAAAGAUUACAAAGACUUUCAGCUGAAACUGCGUCCAGUCCAGAUUUAGAUGGGUGGGGCUCGGAUGAAAGCAGGGGUGGAUUUUAAAUGUGUUUUUUGCCCUUUGGAGAUUGUAGGGUCACGGCAACCUGUGGUUAAGGAAUAGUUUGAGGAGCUGUUGCCAUGACGGAGUUUUGAGUAACUUGUAUGACUUGGAUUAGAGUGGAGCGUGUGUGUGUGUGUGUGUGUGUGUGUGUGUGUGUGUGUGUGUGUGUGUGUGUGUGUGUGUGUGUGUGUGUGUGUGUGUGUGUGUGUGUGUGAUUAGAGCAAUUUAAAAAACAUGUGCAGCCUGUUUUUGUUUGUUUUUAUCUCGGUAGCUAAAUUUUAUGCAAAACAAAUCUUUGACAUUGUCUGCAUCCCAAAUACCAUUUUUGCCAAUAUCAUCAUCAUUGAGAGCUAUUCACUCGAGCUGGGUAUAGAUACCUCUUCUUCCACCUGUAUCUCCUUGAAAACUGACGUGUGACUCUGGGGCUGUGUUAGGCAGGCGGAUGUCUGGUCUUCAGUGCGGCUCUGCCGUGACAAAAGAACAAGGCAGCAACCCGAGACUCACAGGCCUGUUUGUUUCCUGUUAGUGGAGAUUAUCACAUUUCAUUAGCCAGAGUUACAAGAACUAAGCAUCAUGGGAGUGAGCCAUUCCAAGCUGGGACGUGUUUAAUGUCUGGUUUCUCAUUUAUAGCAAGCCGCAAUAGCAAGUUUGGAAAACAAAUUAGCUUAAAAAUGCUUUUCGAUGCCUCUUAAAAACGUUUUAACAUAGUACAGCUAUGCAGAUAUUGUAGAAAUAAAAAAGUUAUAAAGUUGUUGUCUCACAUUUGUCUAAAAACUUCUGCCAAUAACACGUUUUGGAUUGAAAGCAACUACUGGACUAUCCGAUUUCGGUCUCGCCGAACUUCCGUGCUUCCAUGGGUCCAUUCAUUACACACUCCCAUAUUUAUCAACAGAACACCACUGGUGUGAGAGGUUUUGCGCUCAGUAAUAUCAGAGAAGGAGAAACAGCCGGCUGCUACCACUUCAACUUUAGGACAAACUUCCAGAGUCCCAAAAAGCAAAGCACCAUUUGAAGUCACAGACAACAAAAUAUGUUUGGACCUAGAAAACGGCGAUUGGUGUUUAGCGCUCUCUUGUUUCCUCUGGCAUAGCGGGUUUCUGGUUCCGGGGCAUGCAGAAGCAGUGAAGACACCCGAGGGGAGGGGUUAGUGUUCCGUGACAGUGUUUGCAUUCAAAACCUAGCUUGACUGCAGAUUUGCUGUAGCGGCUUUAAUGUGAAGUUUUGUUUGGCAGAGCUUAUUAUCACAGAUCAUCUCUUUUCUCUCCUCCAUGCAUGUGGCAUCCAAAUAAAAAUUACUUCAGUGUGUUUUUGUUAGUUUGUCUUCUUUCUUUUUGCCGAGCUUGUGGCAUUCUGCUAUACUGAAGGGUUAACAUUUUCAAACGUUUCUUUAUGUUUACCUUUUUUAAACCGCACAGGCAAGGUUAAUAAUUAUCUACCCUCAUUUUGAAACUCAGCCUUCAAACCUUACUUAUUUAUUGCUACAUUGCUCAAUCUGGCUUAUCUGAAAGAGAAGACCUCUUUGCAGUGUUGAAAUUCCAUCCUUUUUUUAUACUGACAAUCACUCCUUUCUUAUGUCAGAUUCCUUAAAUAAAAUUACCUCCUGGAUGUCUCAGAAAGAAUUCCUUUUACAUGUGAUCAUCCUUUACAAUCUGCUCCUUGUUUAUGGUGAUCCCGUUCCACGGGUUUGAUUUUUGACUCACGCUGUCAUUUGCUCUGUAUUUGGUGUCGUGUUGGGCUGCACCGUAGGAUGUUGCCACAUCAGAUAGGCUUUUGCUCCCCGGGAGACUUUGUGUUUGGCAUCUAAACAGCAAAGAGCAAUGGUGGCGCGGGUCAAACAGGUCAGCGGUGGAGGAGGGGCAGGGUGAGAGCUUUGUUAGGGAAGAGCAAGAAUUCUUCCGGCUGGAAGAUGAAGUCAGUGCAUUCCUGCCAGUAGGCAGCAUGGCGGAGCAAAGCCGCGCUUUGAGUGACGGAGAAGAUAAAAGUGGUGUUCAAAGUGAAACACCUCCCAGGACCAGAGAGUCAGAAGAGAACACCAUCUGCUUGUCUUGGGUGAUGACUUUUCUGCUUAGCUGCAAAAUUUCCUUCACGGUGCCAAACCUAAGAGACAAGUGCCUGGAGCAUUUUCCUUUUUAUAAGCGCCACAGUGAUUUAUUGCCUUGUUUUGAAGUUUAGCUCUUAAAAGUACAGACAGAAAGGGGGACGACCAGGCUUAAUGAUAUUUCCGCAGGUUAAACCCGCCGCUCAGAUCUGUCAGGUUUGUUUGGGAUCCAGUUCAAGUCCUGUUGAGAUCGGUCAAACUGAACAAAAAGAGGGUCAUGCAGCGGUAAAGUGUGCCAGAUAAAUAUCUCCGUUGUGUCCUGUUUGGUCCAAAAUGGAGCUCAAAGUUUGGGUUGAUGGAGUAGUGCGGGUUGUAUGUGGCCUGUCUGAGGAAACGUCAUGCCAGGACGUCGUCAUAGCUCUGGCACAAGCCAUUGGUCAAACAGGGAGAUAUGUUCUAAUUCAGCGUCUGAGGGAUACAGAAAGGCAACUUCUGGCCACAGAGAGGCCUCUGGAGUCUUUGGCAAAGUUGGGCCAACAUGGAAAUGAAGUUCAGUUCUUCCUGCGGCGGACCGGUCCGAGCAGCAGUGAUGGGCCCAGUUCAAAACAAGAACGACCAUCUCCGCUUCCUAAGCAACCUGAGCCAGAUCCUCUGAAACCAAACCAAGUUAAGAAAGCGCUGACUUUUAACUUGGGGCCAUCAAGCUCUCCUAAAACCAAGGCCAAACAAUUAAAAAAGUCUCCCAGGGACUCUUCAGAGCAAAGAACAUCACCAUCGUCUUCACCCACCCAUCACAUGCCCUCCCCUUCCCCCUCACCACCUGCUGGCCCCUCUAAAGAGGAGGUCUUCAGAAAAGUUCUCCAGCAACAGGAGAGACUGAGAGCCAUCGAUGGACAUCUAGAAACCGUAGAGAGGGAAUCACGUUCCAGGGAGCGCUCCUACCAAUCUCCAUGUCCCUCACCAAACUCUGACGCACGCCUGCAAGAGGAAUUGGAUGUUUUGGAGCAGGCAGUGCGUAGGAACCAAGCCGAACUUGCCCAUGAGCAGUACUGGGAGGGGGAACUUCAAGCAGAAGAGGAAAGGGAGCAAGGAAUGAGGAUGAAGCUGGCGGACCUUCAUGCCAAGCUGGACGACUGUGGACGGCGUCUCCACGAGUUCUCGGUUCGUUCAACUCAGUUGGAGAAAGAGAUCCAGCGGGAGAGCCAGGCGGCAAGGAAGGCCAACGCGCCCGAGGAGUCACUUGAUACUGUGAAGGAAAAGCUGAGGAGCCAGGAGAGAAAUAGAGCUGAGCUGGAGGAGCAGCUGGGGGAGACUGACAAGGCUCUGGGGAAGGCAGAGUCUCUGCUGCAGGCCAAACAGGAAGAGCUAGAGGAGCUGAACAAGGAGCUGAGGCAGUGCAACCUGCAGCAGUUUAUUCAGCAGACAGGUGUCCUCCCAGCACACAUCCCGUCACGCACAGAGCUGCAGGAGCAAAUGGAGCAGCUUGAACUAGCAGCUGGUAGUGCAGACUAUAUAGUCAGUGAUGCGUCUGAGACUUGUUUUCUGUUCCCUGAAGACAUUUCUGUGUCACUUUCAGGCCGCAGUGCGACUCCCGUGGAGUUUCCGUCUCGCCCUACAGCAAAACAGUUCCUGGGACAUCCUCGAAACCUACAAAACCCUCUAGUGUCCAGUCUCAACCCUGAGGUCCUGACAUCCCGAGAGUCAUCAUGGAGAUAGAACAUGGACCGCAGGGCGAAGGGAAAGUUGUUCACUGUUCUGUCACCAUCUCUUCCUAUUUAACCUUUUACAAUCUAACCAUUCCUGUCUUUAUUCUGUUGACCAUUCACACACGUUAAAUUAAAAAGACAAAUAUAUUUGCAGUUUUGCUACUGUAAACAUUUCAAAGUUUAUGUAUGAAAAUGUAAAAUAAUUUAGGAAUCUUUGACCUAUAGAGAUUAUUGCAAUUACUGUGUAUUUAAAUAUAAUAAAUUGUGCAUUGUCUUCU
Molecule: messenger RNA, 8387 nt
Organism: Nothobranchius furzeri (turquoise killifish)
Lineage: Eukaryota; Metazoa; Chordata; Actinopteri; Cyprinodontiformes; Nothobranchiidae
Gene: rassf7a
Product: Ras association domain family member 7a
Biological process (GO): signal transduction
Source: RefSeq, a predicted model, not a curated record